Brugia malayi is the source of this 585-nucleotide messenger RNA. RefSeq lists its product as uncharacterized. The transcript has 5 exons. Bases 1 to 585 code for a protein of 194 amino acids. The record is from RefSeq and is a predicted model, not a curated record. Lineage: Eukaryota; Metazoa; Nematoda; Chromadorea; Rhabditida; Onchocercidae.
AUGCCCGAUAACGUAACAACAACUGUAUCAGUAGCAGCUACAACAACAGUUUCUACAUCAAUUACUGAUAAUCGAAUCGCAGAAUUCUUAUCACGAAGACGUGGAAUAGGAAAAACAUUACCCGUUGGUUGGAAACCAUUGUUACCACCUACGAAUGCUGUACGUCAGAAAAUAUUAGAUCAAAUUAUGACACGACGUAAAGAAGAGGAAAGAGAUCGUGCGGCUCGUGCAGCACGUGCUGAAGAGCGUAAGAAUGAGGAAGAGAAACAUGCUUGGUACAAAGAAGAGAUAAGCGAAUGUGAAAAAAAAAUUCAAUGUCUAAAUGCAAGGAAAAUUGAAUUAGAUGAAGCAAAAAGUAAACUAUUUGCGGAGCUCAAAGAAGUAGUUGCAAAAUCGAAAGAUCGGACUCAGAAUCAAACUGCUUUUUAUAGUCAUUUAAUUCAGUCACAAACUCGGAAUAAGGAGAGAGACGCGGAUGUUGGAUCAGUUUCAAUACGACAGUUUCCUGUUGAUGGUUUGCCGAAUUCUGGUGCUGCGGUUACCAGUGGAUAUUCUGAUUUGCAGAUGAAUCGGAUACUUCAGUGA